Molecule: messenger RNA, 8638 nt
Organism: Haplochromis burtoni (Burton's mouthbrooder)
Lineage: Eukaryota; Metazoa; Chordata; Actinopteri; Cichliformes; Cichlidae
Gene: c2cd5
Product: C2 calcium dependent domain containing 5
Exons: 32
Coding region: 3397-6966 (1189 amino acids)
Biological process (GO): protein localization to plasma membrane; positive regulation of protein targeting to membrane; positive regulation of D-glucose transmembrane transport
Cellular component (GO): plasma membrane
Molecular function (GO): calcium ion binding; calcium-dependent phospholipid binding
Source: RefSeq, a predicted model, not a curated record
AGAAAGAAAGAAAGAAAGAAAGAAAGAAAGAAAGAAAGAAACUAUGAUGCCUAAUUGAAGUUCUCACUUCUCACGUCAGGAACGAGUCACUUUACAAGCGGGAAACAGCUUCGCCUGCAUUUUAUAAGUCAGACCUGUAGAUCGAAGAUCGUCUAUUGUGACGAAUAAAUCUCCCCUUUUCUUCUUUUUGUUUUAGAACAGAGGUUUCUCACCAAGAUACAAAUUCAGCACUUUAUUUUUGGCCACCUAGCUAAAAAUAAAACAAAACAAAAAACUGUUAAGAUAAGACUCUACAUAAAAAUAAAAUAAUAAAAGAAAUAAAUAAAAGAAAUUCGUGGCAAAGGGAGGAAGACUGAGUGGGGAACGUUUUCAGCCUGAAAUGCGUGACUUUCUGUGGUCGUUGGUAGCUUUCAUCUUCAUAUUUGUGGUACAGUGAUGGCAUCUCCAGAGAUGUUUACAGUGCGUCGGUAUUAUAAUGUUAUUUAUUAAAGGCAAAAAGUUCCUGGCCUACCAAUAAACCAAAAGGAUUUCCACCUACUAAAGCAUACUAUUAGGUGUCUGGAAUAAGAACCAGAAUCUGAUCUGAAUGAAAGAUACAAUAUUCUUCAUUGUGUGAAUGCUGCACAACUAUGAAACUGUAUUCUUCAGGGUAAGAUGUAUGCAUAGUUUAAACGUCCUUUAUUCUUGUGCACACUAAAAACUUGGUGCCCUUUCUCCAACUAUUUCAGCUAUCCGCACAAUGUGUUAAACCCGCUCAGACAUUAACACAUGGUUGGAUUAACCUGUUAGUGGCCCAUGGGUGCAGAGAACAGAGUUCCCAGUACAUAACUGUUUUUUGUUUUGUUUUGCUUUUUUGUAUUGCUCAAUAAUAAGGUUUUAUGUUAAGUGGUUAAAGUUAUUUUUUUUAAUUAAGUGAUCAACUGUCAAGAUCACUGUCACCAAAUGUUUUGGACAUCAACACAUCAUGAUCCAAUAAGUAAAUGUGAUGCAAUUGAAAUAUGUAAAAUCAAAGGUUUAUUUAAAUUCAGUUAAAUAAAUGAAAUUGAACCUGAUUCAAUCAAAUUCAAUGUUUUACAUUGAACUCAUGUAACAAUAUUACAGUGAAAUGCAGGUUACUUAUAUAAAGCCAGAAUUUAUGGGGAAAAAUAUAUUUUGUAAGAUAAAAUGAGAAGUUGAUGAGAUUUUAUCAACAAAAAGGUGUCAAAGUUCAUAAAGUUCUACAAAAGAUUUCUGGCCACUAUUCAACCCAAAAGUCAAAAUAUGAAAGAGAUGUGACCACAACAUAUUAAAUUCCUUACUAUAUUUAUAUAUAUGUACUUAAUCCUUACUAGAUAUGGUAUCUGAGUCUAGACAGAUAGAGAUAAAACGGCAUGGUAGUAAUUCAUAUAGAAAAGAAAAGAAUAGAAUAGAAUAGAAUAGAAUAGAAUAGAAUAGAAUAGAAUAGAAUAGCCCUUUACAACAAAGUUGUGUGUGCUCAAUGCCAACUGUGCCAGCUCUGCAGGAAUAGAAUAUAAACAAAUCGCAACCCAAACUGCAUAUUUGUGUUGCAGUUGGUUAGACAUAAUUUCAUAAGCAGUAUGUCCAGACUAUAUAAAUUAAUUAUGAUUUAAAACUAUAACUGUGAAACUGUGCUCUUCCAGUAUGACUUAUAUUAAUUGUUUAGAGGUUCCACUAAAAAACACAAGUACCCACUUUGUUGUGUUGGAGACAUAAUAAGGGCACCAUCAAACCCUGCAGGACUUUUCUUCUUUGAGCCAUAAAUGUUAGAAGGAGCCAUGAACCUAGUGAAUCAUAGCUCCUGCCUUCUGGUGCCCUUGGUUUAGUUUUCCCUACUUUGUUAAGUUAUUUUGUUGUCCUUUUCAGAUUGUUUCAUGUAUUGUGAUUAAAAUCUAUUAGUGUAAGGGAGAUUUAAUUUUAAACCUUGGUCCACAAAUAUAGGUAGUCAUACAUGUGUAACUAAAUCUCUUUUUAUGUGACAGGUGUUUGUCUUCACACAUAUCAUACAUACUAAAAAUACCAUUUGACUCCCCUCAGUAGACAAAGGUGACAAGCUGUGUUUGAUAUAGACUAAUCCACCUGGCACAAGAGUUACGUGUACUACAAAAGAACACUGUGUAAUGUUUUCCUGAUGUCUUUUCUUGCUUUGUUUUGCAGAACAUUUUUACAGUUCUUACACAUAACAUAUUACAUAUACAUAUAUAAAAGGCUCUCAGGUUGAGAUGUAAUGGUAAAUCUUUUAAAAAAUGAAACAAACAAUGUAUAAUUUUAAUUUAGAAAAACAAAACAAAAAACGGGCACAACUCCUUCCCUGAAAUUCACGGGGGCUGUAGUUUUAAAACAUAUAACAUUCAAGCUUGAGCAAAUGGAGAACAUGCUGAGGGUUUAUUUUCAGUCAAUAUUUCUAAGUACUCAAAGCACCUGCAACAGUGCAACAGUUUCUUGUUGAGAUGUUUGGAGGACUACGGUUCAGGCAGUAGGCUACUCUACUUCUAGUUUAGGUCUUUUGUUGGGUUUUCCUGAUUAUUAGGAAAGCCUCCUCCUAUUAUAGGUUUUCCUGUUGUCAUUUCUGCAAAGAUAUAUAUUUUUUUCCGGAUAAAGUAUUCAACGUGCGCAAAAAAAAAAUAAAAAUAAAAAUACAACAGCAGGAUUGUUAAAAAAAAAUCUAUCACGUAACCUCUUACAGUACCCAUGCACGCAAAACAUUUUGCAUUUAUUUUAAUAAUACUGGGAGUGUUUGCUUCCUCGUGCUACGGUCACAUGGAAGGUAAACGAAGUUGUCAAAGUUGCGCAUGUUCAAACCAAAUCUCUAAGAUGCCUUUAAGGGAUACACUUAACGGGGGAGCUGCUAUUGAAAUAGAUCAAAUUAAGCGAAAUUGAACUACUGAAAAGCUAAACUUAAUACUUUGACUGCAUAUAAGCACGUUUUAAUCAUCCUAGUGGAAGUAGAUAUUAUAUUAUUUCUUAUAUUAUUAUUUUUAUUUGAAGCAGGGGCGCGUCGACGUAACGUUCGCAUGUUAAAGUACAUCUUUACGAGAUACACACAAACGCAGCACACAACAACCCCAAGUGAGAAUUCAUUCAUCAUGGGCUUCAUGCUGUCAAGCUAGCCGUUGUAUUUACGCGGGACGUGUGUAAUAAAUAGUAAGUGAACAGUAAUGCCAUUUGUAGAGCAUCGCCAGUAUCUGUAAAGCCGCAAUAUCUGCGGCUGGAUGAUUUCUAAGUUGAGCGACACUUUCCUGUGUGGUGUACUGGGAACUCACGUCUCGUGUUAUGGGAGAGACACGGAGGUCAGACGAACGGUGGACUGUCAACAAUAAUGUCCGAGUAAAACGAGACUGCUGCUGCUUGGCCAGCUGUAUGUUAAUCUUCUAGCACUGAUCAGCGUAAAAUUGAAUCAUGCCUGGGAAACUGAAGGCCAAAAUUGUGGCAGGGCGCCACUUGCCUGUGAUGGACAGAGCCAGUGACCUUACUGAUGCUUUCGUAGAGGUCAAGUUUGGAAACACAACCUUCAAAACGGAUGUCUGUCCCAAAUCCCUCAAUCCACAAUGGAACUCGGAGUGGUUCAAAUUUGAGGUCGAUGAUGAGGACUUGCAGGAUGAGCCAUUGCAGAUCACAGUAUUGGACCACGACACUUACAGUGCUAAUGAUGCCAUAGGGAAAGUUUACAUUGACAUUGAUCCACUGCUUUACAGUGAGGCUGCUUCUGUCAUCUCUGGCUGGUUUCCCAUCUAUGAUACCAUCCAUGGAAUUCGAGGGGAAAUAAACGUCAUUGUUAAAGUGGAACUCUUCAACGAUUUGAACCGUUUCAGACAGUCUUCAUGCGGGGUCAAGUUUUUCUGCACCACAUGUAUUCCACAGUGCUACAGGGCAACUUUGGUGCACGGCUUUGUUGAGGAACUCGUGGUAAAUGAAGAUCCAGAGUACCAGUGGAUUGACCGUAUCAGAACUCCCAGGGCCUCCAAUGAAGCGCGACAGAGGCUCAUCUCUCUCAUGUCUGGAGAACUACAGAGAAAAAUAGGGCUUAAAGUGCUGGAGAUGGGUGGGAAUGCAGUAGUGGGCUACUUGCAGUGUUUCGACCUGGAAGGAGAGUCGGGCCUGGUGGUCCGGGCCAUAGGUACCGCCUGCACGCUGGACAAACUCAGCUCUGGAAGUGCCCCUAACACCAACACACACAUGCACCCAAACACAGCUCCUGCUUCCAAUGCCUGCAAUUCCCCCUCUAAAGAUGGAAAGGAGCCGGUAUUUGUUGAGGAUCUGCCCUCGUCCUCCGGCCCGCCAACCCCUUUCAGAGCCCUUCCCACCUCCUCCUCUCCUCCCCCCUUCUCUCCCUCCAAGCCAUGCAGCCGCCAGUCCUCAUCAUCAGACACAGACCUCAGUUUGACGCCCAAGACGGAGGAGCCCCAUUCAGUGAGAUGCAGACCUGGGAUCUUCCUCUGCCCCAGCUCCCCCAUCCUUUCCACAGACACUCUGUCCCUUCCUGGUUCUGGCUCAGUGGGCUGUGGUCGUGGCUCUAAUCCCAGGGCAACCACCUCAGCCCCACUCUCCUCCAUCCAGUCAGACUCUGCCUUGCUGAGAAAGAGCGUGUCCUUCACUGAGGACCUGCUGCUGGCAGCCUCCGGAAUGGGCAGUGGAGGCAGCGCCGGGAAGGAGGCGGGACCUCUGAGGACCCUCCUCAGACAACAGACGCAGACAGCUCUUGAGCAGCGGGGAGCGUCUUCCUCUGGGUUAUUGUUAAACGCCAGGGAGUUCCCCUUCUUCACCUUGACGUCGUUCCCGCCUGGUUUUCUGCUUCAUGUUGGUGGAGUGGUCAGCGCUCGAUCUGUCAAAUUACUGGAUCGGAUACACAACCCCGCCUUGGGUAACACGCGCUCAUACAAACUGCUAGACUGGAAUAGUGUCACUGCAGAUGAGCCCGAGACUCGCGAUGCCUGGUGGGAAGAGAUUCGCCAGGAGAUCAAAUCUCAUGCCAGAGCUCUCGGUUGCCAUGCGGUUGUAGGGUACAGUGAGAGCACAAGCAUCUGCGAGGAGGUGUGUAUUCUGUCCGCAUCUGGCACAGCAGCCAUCUUGAAUCCUCGGUACAUGCGUGAAGGCUGCCUGGACAUCGGCUGCACCGACCACAGGUUUGAGGAGCCAUCGCCACCGAACUGUGGCUUCUGUCACAUCCCGUACGAUGAGCUCAACAUGCCCUUCCCUGCACAGCUCACCUAUUGUUACCACUGUAGACGACAAAAGGUUCCUGAUGUGCUCUUCACAACAAUUGACCUGCCAUCAGAAGCAGCUGUUGCAGGAAAGGGCUGCCUUAUCCAGGCCAGGCUGUGCCGUCUAAAGAAGAAAGCCCAGGGAGAAGCGAAUGCAACGGCCAUCUCUAACCUGCUGCCUUUCAUGGAAUAUGAGCUACACACUCAGCUGAUGAAUAAGCUGAAACUGCGGAGCAUGAACGCACUGUUUGGCCUGCACAUACAGAUCAGUGUUGGCGAGAACAUGCUCCUGGGUCUGGCUUCUGCUACAGGUGUGUACCUGACAGCUCUGCCUGCUCCAGGGGGUAUCCAGAUAGCAGGGAAGACUCCAGGAGACUUGAGCAGCGAGCAUAUAUCAUCCAUUCAGAAAAGGAUUAAUGACACCAUAGCUGUGAACAAAGAGCUCUAUCAAAUAAAUCCUCCGAAAUUAUUUGCCCUGGACCCUGAGGUGUUCUGCGGCAUAAACAUGGAGCUUGCAGAGGAAGGGGUGGGCUCUCCAAUCCCUGAGCCAAGGCAUCGAUCCAGACUUUUUCGCUCCCACUCGGAAAGCUCAGACGAGCUAUCAGAACUGGAUCUGUCCCACGGCAAAAAGGAUGCCUUCGUCCUGGAGAUUGAUGACACCGAUGCCGUGGAGGAUAUCCACUCCCUCCUGAUCGAUGCACCUCCCCCCACAGGUUUCUACAGCUGCAACACUGAAAAUAUGCCUGGGAUUUCUAACUGGACUUCAGGAGUACAGAUGUUUACAUCAGUGAGGGUUUUGAGGUUGAGCAAUGCCAAUCUUACUAACCAAGGCUUAAACAAGAUCUUUACUGACCUCUGUGAGAACCUGCUGAAGAGUUUUUACUUCAAGCUGCGCUCUAUGAUCCCCUGCUGUCUUUGUCAUCUCAACUUCACCGUAGCAGUGCCAGAAGAAGAGCUCAUACAGGUCACAGUGACAGCCGUUGCCAUGACCUAUGACAAGGAACAGACUCAGGAGAAGACAGCUGAGAAGCCCGUCAACAAAGGGAGCCUUGAGGCUGAAGAGCAGCUGCAGUUUCCCCUGGAAUUGUGUGCAGACUCGUCCUCUUCCAACAUUCAGACAGCAUCCAAAAUCUCAGGUGUCGGAGAAAGUACCAACAUGUCACCCAGAGCUGCCUCCGUUGAUUACGGUUCCUUUGCAGACAGAUGCAGCACCUGGCUAGAGCUGCUUAGGCUGAAAGCUCACACCAUAAGACGAGGAUCAGUUAAGACAAGUAGGAGGACACAGUCUCUAGCACACUCUGUCUCAUCUUUGGAGCGCUGCAGUCCGCUUCAAGAGGGACGUUCCCGCUCGCUGCGCUCCAGUCGCUCGUUUGGAGGCAGCUCGGUAACGGUGGUGAAGAUGACGCCGCUCUCCUUCCUUCCCGGGACACGCAUCAUUAAAUACCUUGGCAUUAUCAACAUGUUUUUUAUCAGAGAGACGACAUCAUUACGGGAGGAAGGCGGUGUCAGCGGCUUCCUUCACUCAUUCAUCGCAGAGGUGUUUGCGAUGGUUCGAGCCCAUGUAGCGGCCCUCGGCGGCAAUGCAGUUGUGUCUUACAGCAUGAAAGAAUGUGUGUUCAUGGAAAAUCCGAAUAAAAAUCAGGCUCAGUGUCUCAUAAAUGUAAGCGGUGAUGCGGUUAUCUGCAUCAGCGAAACAGACCAGGAGUCCUCAGCAUCUACGGCAAAUACUGGACAGACCGGUGGCAGUGAAACCGAUGGGGCUACAUGACAAUGACACUGGUCCCCAAUUCUGGCUCCAAGAAACACACACUAAGUCAACACACUUUAAGUCUAGCCGUCCAAAUCUGACUGACUUAUGUUUGCCUUAAAACUCUAUAAAAGAUCCAAAGGCUUGGACACAGCGAAUAAAGAACCAUUGCUCAAGCAUGCAAAGCAAUCUAUAUUAAUAUAGGAGUGUGGGAUGUUUCUUUUUUGUUUAAAGAGAACAUAUUUUGCAGGACAUAUUAUGGAAUUUCAAAGUAUUUAAAAACAUUUAAUUUAAAACCAGUCACCGACUCCUUACACCUAACCUUCAUAUUAAAGCCGUCCAUGCUGGGGUCACUCGCAGCCACGGUAUAUUGGUCAUCCAGUCGGGUAUGAGUAAGGCAGCUAUGACUGAUUUGUCCAUCCACGGAUCACAGAUGUCGCUCAAUGACUGAAGUAAAAGGGAUACAAGCUAAUGAUUUUAAAACACAGUGAAAUUCUUACUCAGUUAUUUUCAUCCCAUGUGUUGAGCACCAAGUGAACAGAUUAUGCAUCAGGCAAGGCAAGUGUUUAAAUUUCAACUGAGUGGUGCUCUUUCUUAAACUAUAGAAAAAAUAGCCUGAAGUGGAAAAUUUUGAAGCUAAUUCCAAAGAAUCCAGGUGGACAUGUGAUCCGUUCACUGUUGUCCAAUUUUAAGGUUUUAUGUCUAAACUGGGCUCAUGUUGAAUUUUUGAGAAUCUUGCUAAUUAGUUUUAAAGUGUUUCUCAGAGGAAGUCCAAAAUUGUUCUGCAAGUGUGGAACAAUGGUGUCACAGCUGUAUUUCUGGGAGGAAACUCAUGUUACAUGCAUAUAGAUAACACAAGCCAAAAUUACAGGUGUUAUAUGCACAUAUUUUUGUAGAGCAAUAACUCCCUUUAGAAUAGCCAUUACCAUAUAUUCAGUAUAAAGCUAUUUAAAACUAUUAGAUUAUAUUGCUUUAUCCUAAAUUCAAGUGACAUUGCAGGUAUGCUUUUUAUUCACAUGCAACUGGAGUGAGCAGGGAAAUGGUGACAGGUGUGAUGUCAGAUGAAUACAAACAAAACUGGUGAGUUGAUAUAAAGCGGGUCUUUGGGAUGUCGUAGCAGGGAUCUUUAAUAGAAUAUAAAAAAUGAGGUUGUUUUGAAGUAUUUAAACCUUGAUCUUUGGGUAUCGAAGCAACUGACGUCCUCUUGAUGCAUUUAUCUGUGUGUGUCAAAUUUCACAUACCUUCGCCAAGCUUAAUCGCUGUUUCGUGGGCACUCGUGUUUAUGUUUAGAGUCUUGCUGCUGGUCUUCUGUCUAUUGUGGGGGGUGGGGGGGGAGCAGCUACAAGUGUCUGUGCCACCUGAAAACAGACUGUGUAAAUGGUCUCAAAAAAAAAAGAGAAAAAAAAAUCAGAUUUCUAGUAUUUUUGUAAGUUAAAGAGUCCUACUACUUAAUUCAGCUGUGCAAUGAGUUUCAUGAUGUUUUUGUGUCACUGUGUCAGAGGAUUAGUGGUACUCUGUUUUGUGUGUGAUCAGCUGUUUGUGAUUAGUUUCAUAUGUUUGUGUCUAAAACUUGAAUGUAAAUACUUGGAAGCUUUGGCUCUUUGACUAGCAGCAUGCAGACCCAUUUUUUUUAUUGCCAUGACCCUGUAUGCUUGCCUGAUAGGUCUUGCACAAUAAACCUGAGUCAAAGUGA